AUGGAUCUAACAAAUUUAAUCUACCUUAUAUCAGCUAGUGUCCUGAUACUAUAUUUGUAUUCAAAAUGGAAAUUUUCCUUCUGGAAAGACAGAAACGUCUACUAUUUAGAACCAACAUUCCUAUUUGGAAAUUUGGGUGAGUCGAUGAGGAAAAUAACUCCUACUGUCGCAGUAGUUUCAAGACUUUACAAUGAAGUUAAAGCCAGAGGAGAAAAAUACGGUGGUUUCUACGCGUUUUGGUCACCACAGCUAGUACCAGUUGAUUUGGAAUUGAUUAGGUGCAUUGUGCAUAAAGAUUUUGCACAUUUUACGAACCAUGGUUUUUAUGUGAAUGAGGAAAGGGAUCCCUUAUCCGGUCACUUGUUUAAUUUGGAGGACGAUAAAUGGAGGAACCUGAGAUCGAAGCUUACUCCUACAUUUACGUCAGGUAAAAUGAAGAUGAUGUUCCAAACAAUGGUAGACUGCACAAAUGGUUUGCAAGAAAUGUUGAAAGAAUCGGCUACUAUUAAUGACCCAAUUAAUAUUAAAGAUGUUCUAUCUAGAUUUACAACUGACGUUAUCGGUUCUGUGGCUUUCGGUCUAGAAAUCAACAGUAUGAAAAAUCCAGACUCGGAUUUUUUAAAAUACGGCAAAGCUAUUUUCCAUGCCACAUUAUGGAGAAGAAUAAUUUUCUUUGUAUUAACAGUAUUUCCCAGAUGGCUAACUAAAUCAGUUGGUGUUAAAGUAUUCUCAAGAGAUGUUGAAUCCUUUUACAUAAAUCUAGUCAAAGAUACAGUCAGAUAUAGAGAAACAAAUAACAUUUAUCGUAAAGAUUUCAUGCACCUUUUAAUUCAGUUGAAAAAUAUUGGUAGGGUUACAGAUGACGCAGACGGUUUAUCUGCCCAACAAUCUAUUAACAACGCUCAAGGUUUGACAAUUAAUGAAAUGGCUGCCCAAGCAUUUGUGUUCUUUAUAGCUGGAUUUGAAACGUCUGCUACAACAAUGACUUUUGCUCUUUUGGAGUUGUCGCAAAACAAUGACGUUCAAGAUAAGGUUAGAGAGGAAAUUAAUCGUGUACUACAAAAACAUGACAAUAAAAUUACUUAUGAGGCUAUUAUGGAAAUGGAGUAUUUAGAGAAAGUUGUGUCAGAAACAUUAAGGAAACAUCCUCCUGUAAGCUUAUUACCAAGAGUGUGUAAUAAGGAUUAUAAAAUAGAAAAUAGUGAUUUAGUGAUAAAGUCUGGAUUAAGAAUCACUAUUCCAGUCAUAUCAAUUCACAUGGAUCCCGAAUAUUAUCCGAAUCCAGAUAAAUUUGAUCCAGAACGAUUUAGUGAAGAAAACAAAGCUAAAAGACCCGCGUUUACAUUUAUGCCUUUUGGAGAAGGACCUCGCACGUGCAUUGGUUUAAGAUUUGGAAAACUUCAAACCAAAGUUGGUUUGUGUUCAGUAUUAAAAAACUACAAACUAACCUUAAACGAAAAAACUGAAUCACCAAUUAAAUAUGACUUUGGAUUCAUUUUGGCAGUUAGGAAUGGAGUUUGGUUAAAUUUGGAAUCUUUACAAUAA
This is a messenger RNA of Psylliodes chrysocephalus, 1545 nucleotides long. NCBI's taxonomy places the organism in Eukaryota, Metazoa, Arthropoda, Insecta, Coleoptera, Chrysomelidae. The record is from the annotation of a GenBank genome assembly.